This is a messenger RNA of Aspergillus nomiae NRRL 13137, 1038 nucleotides long. RefSeq names its product terpene synthase family protein. The transcript has 8 exons. The record is from RefSeq and is a predicted model, not a curated record. Lineage: Eukaryota; Fungi; Ascomycota; Eurotiomycetes; Eurotiales; Aspergillaceae. The coding region runs from base 1 to 1038 and encodes 345 amino acids.
AUGUCGCUAACGCAUAUACGGAUGGAUGACCGUACCCCACUUCUGGAGGGCUUACGGGGUCAAACUCUGCGCAUCCCUGAUCUUGCGUCUCUGCUUUACCCGGACUGGACUGUGGAAAGACACUUGAAUGAGUCUCAGAUUCGCCAAGAAAUACUUGAAGAAUUCGGCCCACGAUGGUACCGGGACAGUCGGAAACUGCAGAUAUUGAGAGACGGCGACUUUGUGCAACUCGCUGCCUAUUUCUGGGCUGGGAGCAGUUUAGAACGGUUUCGAGCGGUGGCGCAGUUCGCAAAUUGGUAUUUUCCUUGGGAUGAUGAAAUUGACUGCGGGAAGCUGAGAUUUGAUCAAGAAAGAACUAUCCAGUAUGGAAGAGACACGGUAAGCUUUUUAAAAUGGUGCUUAGAGCCAGAAAGCUAUUAUCCGAACCGUUUGCCACGCCCUGUUUUCUGUACCGAGCACCAUACGGAUUGCUUUGAGGAAAUUGGAGUGGCCUUGCAAAGAGGGCAGUCGAAAGAGGCUUUGCGCCGCUACGCGGACUCCAUGUACCAGUACGUCGCUGCAGUCUGCGAUGUACAAAAGCAACGUGAAGUCUGCAUUCCAAGGUGGGAAGAUUAUGUAGAAGGCCGACUCGAUACCAUCGGAGUCUACCCCUGCCUCAUGGCUAUGGAAUAUGCAUAUGACCUAUCAAUCCCGUCUUGGGUCUAUGAACAUGAAGCCAUGACGGUCAUGUUCCGGGAGACUUCAAUUUCAAUAUUUAUGAUCAAUGAUAUCUACUCGUUGAAAAAGGAAGUUGCAGUCAAUCAAUCUGACAGUGCUGUUCCCCUGAAGAUGCAUCACGAUGGGCAUAUUAACGCGCAAAUUGCCCUGGACGAAGUUAUCGGUGAUUUAACGAGGUCAAGAAAGAAGUUUGUCGCAGCAGAGCAACGGCUCCUCUGUACAAAUCAAUACAACGAGUCGAGUGACAAUGCCAAAAAGGAUAUCCAGUAUCUAAUUCGGGGAUGUAAGAACAUGAUGGUUGGCAAUAUAAAGUGGUCGUGA